This is a messenger RNA of Varanus komodoensis (Komodo dragon), 2544 nucleotides long. RefSeq names its product prominin 2 (gene PROM2). The transcript has 23 exons. The record is from RefSeq and is a predicted model, not a curated record. Gene Ontology annotation, molecular function: cholesterol binding. The coding region runs from base 1 to 2544 and encodes 847 amino acids. NCBI's taxonomy places the organism in Eukaryota, Metazoa, Chordata, Lepidosauria, Squamata, Varanidae. Gene Ontology annotation, cellular component: microvillus; apical plasma membrane; prominosome.
AUGGGUCGCCGCCUGUCCUUCGUACUGGCGCUGGCUGCAGUUCUCCAGGAUCCCGUCCUCUCGCAGCAGUGCCCCCUGGGGAGCCCUUCGCAGACCCUGCAGUUUGCUGACGGGGGUGCCGAGCAACGGGUUCUGGCCCUUCGCCGGCUCCCUGGAUACCUGGAUCCCCUCUACGGCCUCGUCCAGAGUUUCCUCGAUGUGGUGCAGCCAAACCCCUUUCCUACAGAGCUUUUGCGGGAUGCCUUGAAUGAGCCGCCAGCUGCCAGUCCCUCACAGGUCCUCCAGUACCAGGCGGGGUACAUCGCCUGUGCCGCCAUUGCCGUCGUGUACUUCGUGGCGGUGCCCCUGGCUGGCUUGAGCAUCUGCUGCUGCCGGAGACGCCGGCGCUGUGGCGGACGGCUCAAGGCCUACCGCCGUUCCCUGCUCUGCCGGUGCCACGUCCUCAUGGCCUGCCUGUUCCUGACCACACUUGUCAUCCUGGGGGGUGCCAUCUUUGCUUUCGCCGCCAAUCAGAAGGUAAAAGAAGCGGUGGAGCCGGGCACGCGAGACGCGCUGAACACCCUGCAGGCUUUGAGGCACCACCUGAGUGGGGUCCGCCGGGGUGUUCAGCAAACCGUGCAACAGUUUGCCGUUCCCAAGGAGCAAGUCCUCAGUGACCUGAACAAUGUCGGCCGGAGCAUUGGGACCAUCAUCCACUUUGUACUGAAGGGGUCCGUGUACUCCGCCUUGGCUGCUCUUAAGGGAAGAGUGCAAGACCUGCAGGACACGAAGCACCAUUUGCAGACGAUCGGCAGGACUGUGCAGACGCUGAUGCAGCGCCAGGCGGAGCUGGAGGCAGCCCUUCGAGCCCGGAAGCCGAGCAUCACGGCCCUUCUGGGGGACCCCCGGUGCACCUACUGCGCCAGCGCCGCGAGCAGAGCACAGGGCCUGGAGCCGGAAGCCAACUUCCGGAAAGUUCCUUCCGUUGAAGGGGUCUGGAAGACCCUGCAGGGGCUCCCCAGGGCGGACUUCGCAGACAUGAUUUACCAGGCCAAUCGCAGUUUCAAUUCUGUCCCGGAACUGACCGUGGUGAAGAUGGCGGAGGUCGUCCGAGCCCUCAAGGAGGAAGUCGAGAAUGCUGCACAGAAGGUCCAGUCCAUCGCAGACAGCUUCCCGGUCACAGAUCACACCCGGCCCCUGGCGGAGGCUCUGGCGAAAGCAGAGAACGGCAGCCGGCCUUACCUGAAAGAGGUGGCACAUUAUGAGCGAUGCAGGUGGAUCGCGGCUGUCAUCGCGUGCACCGUCCUUCUCUUGAUCGUCUGCUGCAACCUGCUGGGGCUUGUCUGUGGCGCCUACGGGCUGGCGGUGCGUGACGAUCCCAGCGACUACGACGGCCGGGGAGAAGCCGGGGCCAAACUGCUCAUAACCGGCGUCUGCUUCAGCUUCCUUUUCUCGUGGCUGCUGAUGCUCUUGGUCUUCGGCACGUUCAUCACUGGAGGGAACGUGCGGACGGUGCUGUGCAAGCCCUGGGCCAGCCAGGAGGUCUACCAGUUCAUUGACACACCGGGUAAUCUGCCUCCGUCCAUGAACAUCAGCUGGCGCCUUGGCCUGAAGGAGGACCUCAACGUGACCACCGCUUAUCAGCAAUGCAAGAAUGGUGCAGGUCUCUGGGAAGUUCUGCAGCUGGAAGGCAGCUAUAGCCUGAAUGAGCAUCUCAAGGUGGAAAAGUACACUGCAGCGUUUCAGAAACGGGUCCGUGAUUUCAACAUGCACUUCGAAGACAUUGUGCUGUUAAAUGCAGACGCAAAGAAGGACCUGGAGACCUUCCGGGACAGCCAGGUUGACCUGAUCGACUAUGCGGCCUUCACAGCUCAGCUGCACAAAUCGGUGGUGAGGACAAACAUGGACGGCUUGGCAUUGGAUCUUGAGAGACUGAGCAACCUCCAAAGUGACAGGUCUGUGAAAGAACAACUCGCGGAUGAAGCCCAGAAGCUCAGGAGAAUUCAGAAUAUGACAGUCCUCAAGAUGAAGGAGCUGGUGGUGAAGCUGAGAGAAAGUGUCCAUUUCUUAUCAACAAAGGCCCCCAGCUUCCAGGUAUUACUAAAGGGUCUGCAAUUGGGGAGUGCAAUUUUAAUUAAGGCAAGUCCAUUCUGCGCCGCGCUGAACCGGUCUGAGUCCCAGAUUGGCCUCGUCAAGGCGAGUUUUUCCGUGCAGACUCAGAGAAUCCUGAGGCAGGAGCUGGACUGCUUCAUGAAAAAAGAGGUGGGGUACAUCUCCCAGUACCUAAACUGGGUGAGAAGCACGGUAACAGAGGACGUCGCGUCCUGCCAGCCCGUCUCCACAGCCCUGGACAGUGCCCGGGUGAUCCUGUGCGAUCGCAUCGUGGAUCCUUGGAACGCCUUCUGGUUCAGCCUGGGCAGCUGCACCUUCUUCCUCAUUCCCAGCAUCUUCUUCUCCAUCAAGACCGUCCAGCAUUUCCGCCCCGUCCGGCACCGACUUAUCUCGACCGGCUCAGAGGAAACCUGUCCCUUCCACAUCCCGCGUGUGACGUCGCUGAGGCUGUAG